Molecule: messenger RNA, 1373 nt
Organism: Seriola aureovittata
Lineage: Eukaryota; Metazoa; Chordata; Actinopteri; Carangiformes; Carangidae
Gene: nudt18
Product: nudix (nucleoside diphosphate linked moiety X)-type motif 18
Exons: 7
Coding region: 137-1153 (338 amino acids)
Molecular function (GO): magnesium ion binding; 8-oxo-GDP phosphatase activity; 8-oxo-dGDP phosphatase activity
Source: RefSeq, a predicted model, not a curated record
ACCGCGAACCGGAAGCGUACGCGCUUUUCCUGUUUCGGUUCAGGGUAUCAAAUGUCAACACAGAGGAGCAGCAGUCAGCUGAUGAGUGAAAACAUACCGCUGCUGUUCGCCACAGGAAGCUUCUUUUUAUUUACACAUGGAGGUGACGGAGGAGGAGCGGCGGCAGGUGGAGGAGCAGGUGGAGAGGCUGCUGAGCGGCCAGGGGUCAGAGGUCACCGGCUGUGACGUGGGUCUGGAGCAGAGCAAACCGGCGACUCUGAGGAAGAACGUCACCUACAUCGUCUGCGCCGUCAUCUUCAACGAGCAGGAGGAGGUGCUGAUGGUGCAGGAGGCGAAGCAGGACUGUUAUAAACAGUGGUACCUUCCUGCAGGGAGGGUGGAGGUGGGGGAGAGUCUGGAGGAGGCGCUGAGGAGGGAGGUGAAGGAGGAGGCGGGGUUUGACUGUGAGCCAAUCACGUUGCUGCUGAUCCAGGAGCAGGGACCGCAGUGGAUCCGCUUCAUCUUCCUGGCAAAGGUCACAGGUGGGAGUAUAAAGACUGUGGCAGCAGCAGAUCAGGAGUCUCUUCAGGCCUCCUGGUGGGACAGACACUCCGUCCUCCCCCUGAGAGGACGAGACAUCCUCCGUCUCAUCGACUGUGGACUCAGGUACCGUCAGGAUCCCUGGCAUCCCGUCACGUUACCUGUGGACCUGAGCUGCCGCCACGUGGUGCAGACACUCGUCCUGGUCUUCACCAACGCUGAGGACCAGAUCUGGAUCCUGCUCAUCAAAGCACCGACCCCCCACCUCCCCACAGCAGCGGCGGUGAAGACCCACGCAGUGACCUGGGCGGCCAACAUGGUGGUGCAGGAGGCCAUGCCGUCGGCGUACUACGACCACGAUGUCAACACGCUGGGCGUCUUCAGCCUGCAGCACAACGGCCGGCAGCACGGGAAGACGGACGGCGUGUGCUUCAACACGCUGGUGGCGCUGCUGCCCGACCGCGUCACGCGCAACGAGGACGGAGAGAAGGUGGAGUGGACGAAGACCGGAAGACCUCCACCUGUGGAAAACCCUCGAUACGUCUGGUUGGAGAUCCAGAAACGAACUCUGAGAGAGAAACUGCUGGAAAAGACCAAAAACACCUCGAUCCUACCUCUUCACAGCCUCUACUGAGACUCUUAUUGUGAAAAGAACGCACCGUUGAGUUUUAUUUUGAAAGAAAAAGAAUGUCUAAUUAUGCUUGUCUUAAGUAAAGUCGUAAUAUUUAAAGAAAAAGUCAUAACAGUAUAAGAAAAAAGUUGUGACAUUACGAGAAAAUGUGCAGAGCAAUAAACACUAAUGUAUGUUUGAUUUUAUAAGAAAUGUCAAAAUAAGAAAAACAUUGAAUUCAUGA